This is a messenger RNA of Phalaenopsis equestris, 983 nucleotides long. Its product is annotated as ubiquitin-conjugating enzyme E2 7-like. The transcript is spliced from 6 exons. Gene Ontology annotation, molecular function: ubiquitin conjugating enzyme activity. Gene Ontology annotation, biological process: ubiquitin-dependent protein catabolic process; protein polyubiquitination. The record is from RefSeq and is a predicted model, not a curated record. Bases 154 to 669 code for a protein of 171 amino acids. Lineage: Eukaryota; Viridiplantae; Streptophyta; Magnoliopsida; Asparagales; Orchidaceae.
UUCAAUUUUAUAUCAUCGCAAAUUUCUCACAGACGAACAGGCCAGGCCGCUCCGCCUCUGCAUCGUUCUUACCUGUACGCCGAGCGGUCUCAAACGCCUCCUUAACUGCCAUCAUUCGCUUCUCUUUUCCUACCUUUAUCGAUCUCACAAGUGAUGGCAGCGCCGAGCCAAGCAAGCUUGCUCCUUCAAAAGCAGUUGAAAGAUCUUAGUAGAAAUCCGGUGGAUGGCUUCUCGGCUGGACUUGUUGACGAUUCUAAUAUCUUUGAAUGGAGCGUCACCGUGAUCGGGCCUCCGGAUACUCUAUAUGAUGGUGGUUAUUUCAAUGCUAUUAUGAGCUUCCCACAAAAUUAUCCUAACAGUCCCCCAUCAGUUAGGUUCACCUCAGAGAUGUGGCAUCCAAAUGUUUACCCUGAUGGUCGUGUUUGUAUAUCAAUUCUUCAUGCACCUGGGGACGAUCCUAAUGGCUAUGAGCUUGCAAGUGAACGUUGGACGCCUGUGCACACGGUUGAGAGCAUAGUUCUGAGCAUCAUUUCAAUGCUUUCAAGCCCCAAUGAUGAGUCUCCAGCAAAUGUUGAAGCUGCGCUUUUGCAGAAAGAAUGGAGGGAGAGGAAGGAUGAUUUUAAGAAGAAAGUUCGGCGCAUCGUGAGGCAGUCCCAAGAGAUGCUAUGAUUAUAUAAAAGCCUAAAGACCUCUGCUGUUGUAAGUGGAGCUAAAAACCAAGCUGCAGCAACUUUCUUUGCUCAAGCAGAAGCGUGUUUGUGGGAGAGAAUCAUUUGGUUGUCGAUGUCUUUUUGGAUGUCUUGUCGUCUUCUAUAUGUUUGUGUAGAAUUUAUUGAUGUUGGGUUUCUUAAGGAGAGACGUUACUUGGUUAUAAUAGAGAAAUAGCAGGUUUCAUGUUUUACAUGUUUGAUGAAUUGAAUUGGCGAGAUUUAUUUUUACCGUCCCCACUUAGUGGGAUAAAGGCUUGUCUUUGUUGUUGUUGU